CCAGUUUACCAAACCUGAUCAAUUGAAUCGUUUAAUUGUAAAAUCACCUGGAGAAAUGUUGAAUAUUCGCUGUGCAGCUGAUGGGAAUCCAGAGCCAAGCAUAGCAUGGACCAAAGAUUCGAAUGACAUUCAUCGAAUCGACGAAGUAAAAACACGCGGAUGGACAUUGAUUCUGAAAAAACUGUCGUCAGAUGAUUCUGGACAUUACACGUGUGAACUAUGCAACAUCCAUGGUUGCAUAAGUCACACGACCCACGUACUAGUCGAGGGAGACGAAAUAGUUGCUAAUAAACAUUCGAACAAGUCGAAUCAACGACCGCGUUUUUCUAAACCCGAGCAAUUGAAUCAGAAGAUCUUGAAGCCAUCUGGACACAUGUUAAAUAUUCGCUGCGCAGCUACUGGUGAUCCAGAGCCAAUCAUAACAUGGACCAAAGAUUCUGAUGUCAUCGAUCGGAUUGGCGAAGUGAAAACACGCGGAUGGACAUUGGUUUUGAAAGAUUUGUCGUCGGAUGAUUCUGGAGAUUACACGUGUGAACUAUGCAACAUGCACGGAUGCAUCAGUCACACGACCCACGUACUAGUCGAGGGAGACGAAAUAGUUGCUAAUAAACCGAAUCGACCACCACGUUUUUCUCAACCCGAGCAAUUGAAUCAGAAGAUCUUAAAGCCAUCUGGGCACAUGUUAAAUAUUCGUUGCGCAGCCACUGGUUAUCCAGAGCCAAUCAUAACAUGGACCAAAGAUUCUGAUGUCAUCGAUCGGAUUGGCGAAGUGGAAACACUCAGAUGGACAUUGAUUUUGAAAAAUUUGUCGUCAGAUGAUUCUGGACAUUACACAUGUGAGCUGUGCAACAUCCAUGGAUGCAUAAGUCACACGACACAGCUUCUUGUCGAAGAAGUUAAAUCUACUCCGAUCAAUGGCAAAAAUAGCACAUUCUGGUUGCUCGUCUUGGUGACAGUAUUAGUCGCUUCUAUUUGUUUGGUAAUCAUAUUAAAGAAACCAUUUCAUCAAUGGCCAUUCCGGAUAAUCAGGAGCCUUCUACGUAUCAAUUCACGAGACGAGUCUGAUUUUACUUGGGAAAUUCCAAGAGAUCGUGUCACACUAGCAAAUGUUAUCGGUACAGCGCGUGAGAUCGACAUAAUGAAAAAUAUUGGCAAACACAAAAACAUUGUCAACUUACUGGGUUGCUGUACUCAUGACGGCGGUCCACCUUACGCCAUCAUUGAAUAUGCACAUAAAGGCAACCUAAGCAGUUUCCUUCGGGAGAACAGACGUUUAACUCUGAAACAAUUAAUUUCAUUUGCAAAUCAAGUGGCCCGUGGCAUGGAGCAUCUGGCAUCUAUCAAUUGCAUUCAUCGCGACUUAGCUGCGCGUAAUGUACUAGUUUUCCGCAAUAACAUUGUGAAGAUAGCUGACUUUGGUUUAGCAAGAUAUGGGCGUCGACAAGGUGCUAUAGAACUGCUACCAAUCGGUGAACAAAUACCAUUCCGGUUGACGGCGCCCGAAGCUCUGAUGACAUUUUUUAUAAUACACGAAAGCAGCACGGAUGUUUGGUCUUAUGGAGUGUUACUGUGGGAAAUAAUGUCACUCGGUGCGGUCCCAUACCCCGAAUUCGAUUCAAAGGAGACACUUUACAAUUAUUUGGAAGAUGGAAAUCGACUGGAUAAGCCUCCUGGCUGUCCAAGGCGAUUAUAUAAAUUGAUGCAACAGUGCUGGAAGUGGCAGCCACAAGAACGACCAUUGUUCGAAGAGAUACGCUGUUGACGAUAUUUCUGUGCAGAAACGGUUGGAUUAAGAAUUGUUGGGAAACAAUUUCUGAACACGUUUAAGUUUGUUAGAAAUGAACAUUCCUUAAGUACUUAGCAGGGGAGUUGUGAGAAACGUUCAUAAUUAAUAGACAUUAGUAAACACAAAAAUUUUGA
Bradysia coprophila is the source of this 1920-nucleotide messenger RNA. RefSeq names its product fibroblast growth factor receptor 2-like. Gene Ontology annotation, cellular component: plasma membrane; signaling receptor complex. The record is from RefSeq and is a predicted model, not a curated record. Gene Ontology annotation, biological process: protein phosphorylation; multicellular organism development; cell surface receptor protein tyrosine kinase signaling pathway. Gene Ontology annotation, molecular function: transmembrane receptor protein tyrosine kinase activity; ATP binding. Lineage: Eukaryota; Metazoa; Arthropoda; Insecta; Diptera; Sciaridae.